Onthophagus taurus is the source of this 1991-nucleotide messenger RNA. RefSeq names its product E3 SUMO-protein ligase ZBED1-like. Gene Ontology annotation, molecular function: DNA binding. The record is from RefSeq and is a predicted model, not a curated record. NCBI's taxonomy places the organism in Eukaryota, Metazoa, Arthropoda, Insecta, Coleoptera, Scarabaeidae.
AUGGCUUCUAGUAAGAAACGGUCAGCUGUAUGGGAUUAUUUUAAAAAAGAUUCAGUUAGUGCAGUAACUUGCGAAAUUUGUAAAAAACAAUUCAAAUUUAGUGGUAACACAUCCAACAUCCGCGAUCAUUUAAGGCGCAAACACCCUGGGUAUUUUGAAAUAGAUAAAUUAAAUAAACAAGAUGAAUUCCAACAAUUCGGAGAUCGACAUAAUAAUGAGCCGUCAACAUCAACUCAAGAUCAGCAACUACCAUCCACAUUAAUGCAGUCUCAACUUCAAGAACAAAGCAGUAAAUCCACAUCUACAAUAGACUCCAUUAAUUGCAAAAAACGAAGUCGACAAAUGAAACUGUGUGUUACGAAUAAAAAAACCGAGUUGUCGGAAAUUGAAAAUGAUCAAAUAGAUCAAAGUUUAAUUAAAAUGAUAGUAAUUGAUUACCAGCCUUUAUCAAUUGUAGAAAAUCCUGGGUUUUUGGAAUAUUCUAAAAAGUUACAGCCACUAUACAAACCACCAACUAGAAAAUUGUUAUCUUCGAAAAUAUUACCUAACACAUAUAAUCAAAUUUGCGAAAAAGUAAAAAUAUUGUUAGCAAAAGUUGAUCAUGUCGCUGUAACUACUGAUAUAUGGACUUCGGACAGCAAUAAAGCGUAUUUGACAGUAACUAGUCACUUUUUUUACGACGACUUUAUACAUAAUGCUGUUUUGGCAACUAAAGAAAUACCGGAAGCCCAUACUGGUGUAAACAUUGCGUCUGCUUUAUCAGAAAUUUUUAAUGUUUGGGAAAUUGACUAUAAAAUAAUUAGCAUUGUUAGUGACAACGGUGCUAAUAUAAAAAAUGCCAUAAUUGGGCAGCUUCAAAAAGAACACCAUCCAUGUAUUGCGCAUACUUUAAAUUUAUGUGUUACAGAUGCUCUAAAGUCAACCGAACCAGUAAUGCGAUUAAUAAAAAAAUGUAGAGCAUUGGUAGCUCAUUUUAAGCACAGCACAGUGGCAUGUGAAAAAUUAAAAAGCAUGCAAAAACAAAUGCUAUACCCUGAAUUAAAAGUAAAACAAGAUGUAUCUACUAGAUGGAACUCUACUUUAAUUAUGGCAGAAAGACUAUUAGCGAUUAAAGACCCAUUAUCAGCCGCCAUUACAUCGCUACCAAGAGCUCCAGAAUUUAUUACAGCAACAGAAUGGGAUCUGCUGAUAGAUGUGGUAUCCAUUUUGAAGCCAUUUGAAAAAAUAACUAUUGAAUUAUCAGGCGAAAAAUAUAUAACAAUGUCUUUAAUUAUUCCUCUUAUAAGAUGUCUACAGCAUUCGCUAAAAAGCCGCAUUCCUAAAACGACCAGUGCAGAAUCUUUAAAACUUGUUUUACAAGAUAAUGUUAGAACACGACUUGGGAUCUUAGAAACAAAUUUACUUUGCUCAAAAGCAACGUUUUUAGAUCCUAGAUUUAAAAAAGCAGCUUUUAGUGUUGCAGAAAAUGGUGACAUAGUUCAAAAAUUAAUUAUUGAAGAAAUAUCCUCUAUUUUACAAAAUAAAGGUGAGACAAUUGAAAAACAGACCAUAGAAACUACAACUGACAAUACUGAUGAUAAAGAAAACAUUUGGUCACACUUUGAUCAAGAAAUUGUCACUUUAAAAAGUAUUUCAACACCAUGCACGACUGCAGCAUUGAUGGUUACACAAUAUUUAGAGAUCUCGCUUGUAGCACGAACUCAAAAUCCGAUUGAAUUUUGGAAGCGCUACAAAAGUGUACUUCCUGAAAUAUAUCAACUGCAUAAAAGAUAUUCAUGCAUUCCAGCUACCUCAGUUCCUUCAGAACGAGUAUUUUCCAAAGCUGGACAAAUUAUAAAUGAACGCCGAAACAGACUCUCUGGGAAAAACCUCGACAUGAUUAUUUUUUUAAAUAGUAAUAUAAAUUUGUUUAAUUAAUAUAUUUGUCAUUUUUGUCAUACAUUUUUACUAGAAUAGUGUAUUUGUUUUAUAAAUAAAUUAUUUAACGUGUA